This is a messenger RNA of Westerdykella ornata, 1344 nucleotides long. RefSeq names its product mannose-1-phosphate guanyltransferas-like protein. The transcript has 4 exons. Bases 112 to 1206 code for a protein of 364 amino acids. The record is from RefSeq and is a predicted model, not a curated record. Gene Ontology annotation, cellular component: cytoplasm. Gene Ontology annotation, biological process: cell wall mannoprotein biosynthetic process; GDP-mannose biosynthetic process. Gene Ontology annotation, molecular function: mannose-1-phosphate guanylyltransferase (GTP) activity; GTP binding. NCBI's taxonomy places the organism in Eukaryota, Fungi, Ascomycota, Dothideomycetes, Pleosporales, Sporormiaceae.
CUCUCUUCCGUAAUCGCAACAUCAUCACUGCCGGGCACGCAAUUCGCUCCGUUAAGAAACCCGCCAGAAAAGUCCCCUCAUUCCUCCAGUCGCUCACAACACACCGUAAUCAUGAAAGCCAUCAUCCUUGUUGGAGGGUUUGGCACCCGUCUGCGACCUCUCACCCUCACCUAUCCUAAACCCCUCGUCGAAUUCGCGAACAAGCCUAUGAUUCAGCAUCAAAUAGAAGCACUAGCCGCCGCUGGCGUCACCCACAUUGUCCUCGCAGUAAACUACAGACCGGAGAUCAUGGCCGAGGCAUUGAAGAGCUAUGAGGAGAUGUACGACGUCAAGAUUGACUUCUCCGUCGAGACGGAACCGUUGGGCACCGCGGGUCCCCUCAAGCUCGCCGAGGGCAUUUUGGGCAAGGACGACUCUCCCUUCUUCGUACUCAACGCGGACGUCACAUGCGAAUAUCCGUUCAAGAGACUUGCCGAGUUCCACAAAGCGCACGGAGACGAGGGCACCAUUGUUGUAACCAAGGUUGAGGAACCGUCCAAGUACGGUGUUGUGGUGCACAAGCCCAAUCACCCGUCCCGGAUCGAUCGUUUCGUGGAGAAGCCCGUCGAGUUCGUCGGAAACCGUAUCAAUGCCGGUAUCUACAUUCUCAACCCCAGUGUGCUCAGGCGCAUCGAGCUCAGGCCCACCUCCAUCGAGCAGGAGACCUUCCCCGCCAUGGUCAAGGACGGUCAGCUGCACUCAUUCGACCUGGAGGGCUUCUGGAUGGACGUGGGACAACCUAAGGACUUCAUCUCCGGCACCUGCCUCUACCUAUCUUCGCUUUCCCGCAUGGGCUCCAAGCUCCUCACUCCUGUCACCGAGCCCUACGUCCACCAAGGCAAUGUCCUGAUCGACCCUUCGGCCAAGAUCGGUAAGGGCUGCCGCAUUGGCCCCAAUGUUACAAUUGGUCCCAACGUUGUCAUUGGCGAUGGUGUCCGCCUGCAACGCUGUGUUGUUCUCAAGAACAGCAAGAUCAAGGAUCACGCUUGGAUCAAGUCCACCAUCGUCGGCUGGAACUGCACCGUCGGCAAGUGGGCACGCCUAGAGAACGUAACCGUGCUUGGCGACGACGUCUCCAUCGGCGAUGAAGUCUACGUCAACGGCGGCUCCGUUCUCCCCCACAAGUCCAUCAAGCAGAACAUCGACACGCCCUCUGUGAUCAUGUAAUUGCGCCGUAUUCUUUUUCAUGGCUCUAGCGCAUGUUUACUACCCUUUCGCACUGCCCCGACUUCAGUGGGCUGCUGCAAAAGAGUUGCUUAUACCCUUUAAUUAGCAUGCCCCUUCUUGUAUCCUUUUGCAUUGCGG